CUUCAGCCAAUAGGCGGAAACUCAUCAGUGAUGGACGGUCGGCGGUGGAAGUGCGGAGCGUCCGCUGAUAAACUGGACGUCAAUUAGCGGAGAACUUUCCCCGGUGAGCAGACGCGCGCAGCAGAUUUGAGCCUUUUGCCUGUUCACAAGAUUAAAGAUGGAGUGGCGCCAGCAGACCAGUGUCAGCUGUGCAGACGCGUUCAUCGAGGCUCAACGCUGGAUUGAGGAAGUGACUGGAAAAUCGUUUGGUUGCAACGACUUCCGUGCUGCCUUAGAGAACGGAGUCCUGCUUUGCGACUUGAUCAACCAGUUGAAACCUGGCAUCAUUAAGAGAGUAAACAGGCUCUCUACUCCCAUCGCUGGCCUGGAUAAUGUGAGUGUGUUCCUGAAAGCCUGUGGGAAACUGGGACUGAACGUGUCGCAGCUCUUUCAUCCAGGAGACCUGCAGGACCUGUCCACCCGUGCAACACUCAGGCGAGAUGAGAGCAACAGAAGACUCAAAAAUGUUCUGAUCACAAUCUACUGGUUGGGUCGCCAGGCUCAUCUAGACGCCUUCUACAGCGGUCCUCAUCUUAACUUCAAGGCCUUUGAAGGGCUGUUAGGAUUGGCCUUGUCUAAGAAUCUAGAUGAGGGCAGUAACGUGAUUGUGAAAGACAGUGGAUACAGAAAGUGCUGGUACCCAGAGAGAGAGGAAAGCCUGCGCAUGAGACCGAGAUAUAAGACGGAGAACUCUGGGGACAGCAUCGACUCUCUGGAGUCCCGAGCCCUCCACCCAAACAAUGAAGGCUGUGGAAGUGACGCGGAAGCUGAGCAGGUGUUCAAAAUGGAGACCACACAGACCCCAACCCAGCAAAACAAAGGUCAUGUCCCACCGCCUCUCCUACGGAGAAAACAAGGACUGGAGGAGAAUGGAAGGGGCUGCGCGAGUCCAUUCGCCAGAGCGUAUCAAAUCCAGGUCAGACCUGAGAGAGCAGUUCAGGUCAACCCUGGCUGGAUUUGGAGCAAAUCACUCAGUGACAUCCCGAUGGUAUACCCUGUGCGUACAGUUCCUGACGGACACGUCAUUUAUGACGUGGACCAGGACGCUGGCAUGGCACGGGAGUGGAAUCAAGAAAGCAAACGCAAGUGUAGCGUCGCUGCCAAGGACAGUGAAGCUCAGUGGCAGGAUGACUUGACAAAGUGGAAGAACCGUCGCAGGAGCACCAAGUCCGACCUCCGCAGGAAGUCACAAGACAGAGAGCAUGUCAUUAACCAGAUGAUCAAUGGGGCUUUGACUAACAUUGAGAGGAAAGAAGCCGGCGGGCUGCUCAAGAGGGACCAGCAGUCACCACGCAGGCACAACCCUGCCCCCCGUCCUUACUCCACCUCUUCUCCAUCAAAAUCAUCCAGCUCUGAUCUGCGGCCACAUACUCGAGCUCUGCUGGCCCGUAGCUACGCCACCGAGGCACCUUUCAGUCCCCCGGCUCCACUUAGCCCCCAUAUCUCAGCCCACACUCAGGGGUCCACGGUUGGAGCCAUGCCUGCCUCUGACGGCAACAUCUUGGGAGAAGAGACCCACUUUGCCUCCCUGGCUUCAGAUGGACCAGGAGUUGCCACACCUUCUCUGGACUGCCCCUUCAGCUCCCAGACCCAAGUCAAAGCCCAGGGCGGCCCGUCUCCUUGGCAGCCCACAACUGAACUGGCCCAGGAAGAAAAUGUUGUUACAAACAAAAUCUCCACUCUAAUCACAACUAUACAGCCAAACGAGACCCCAAAGUCUACCAGCACCAGGGAUCCUACUGCAACUACGUGGAGUCACAAGGAGCUUCCAUUCUGCGCUGAUCCAAAAGUUUCAGCUUUUUGCCCUGAUGCAGUUCAGGCAGGAGUUGAAACCCUGGAGGACCACCAGAACCACAAGUCCAAGGAAGAGAACCAGAAGACAUCUUGGGAACCAGCUGCAGAGCAGCGAGGUCAGCAGGCUGCAGGCGUCUACAAGUACUUGUCCAGAACUGGGUCGUGGUCCGGUUCAGCCAGCCUUCCUCGUGGUUACCGGAGGUCCGAGGGUUCAUCCCGUCUCUCUUCUGCAAUCACAGCCAGACCCUUUGUGACCAAGCAGUCCAGGGUGUCCUCACUGCCGAGACUGUUCAACGUAGACAACAACCAGGGUCUGCUGUUGAAAAGUGAGAAAGAGGAACCUCUUUCUCCACCCACCGAAUCUUCGCUCAAACGACAGACCGCGACCGGCUAUCUGAAGGGUCAGUACCAGGCUUCAGUGAGACAGAAGAAAGCUCAGCAGGCGAAGCUGAAUGGCGCAGAACAGGCGGAGGAGGAGGUGAAAGGUGCCGCCAUUUCCAGCCAGACCUCCCUCCAGACCAAUGGCUAUCACCAUCAGCCCUCCACCCACACCCAGCUGCUCCCGCAACCUUAUUCAAACCUGCAGGUCCACUACAGCAAAAGCUCCACUCUCCCGUCGAAUGGCACCACUGACCACCCAAAGGGGGCUCACAGUGACAUGAGAGUGAGCCUUACUCUUAAACCCAACAGUAGACCAGACUUUGGUUUCCAGACUCAUUGGGACUCCACCGGGGCGACAGUCAAAUUCAUUCAACCUGGCAGUCCAGCAGAACUUUGCCAGCUGUGCAUCGACGAUGAGAUUGUGGCUGUUAAUGGAGUUGCAGUGGCACACAUGAACUACACCCAGUGGAAGGAUAAAAUGACUUCUUCCCUGCAAACCGGCAGUCUGACCAUGGACAUUCGCCGCUAUGGCAACAAGGAUUGGAGCACCAGUGAUGGGAGUCAUCACAACCCGCCAGGCCAGAGCAGGGUGACCCUCAAUCUGACCGCCGCAGCUCCCGUUCUGAUAGGUUGCCCCGAUCACCAUGCCAACAGUGGUCCCUCUUCAGAAACCACAGUCAGGAAAGUGUCCAAAUUCAAUGGGGAGACGGACAAUGUUAUGCAAGGUAAAGUCAUGCACGGAGAGCUUCCUGACAACCACAGGACAGCCAGAAGUAAAGACUAUGGUAAUAGUACUUGGAAUAAUCAGAAAAGGAGGGCAGAAUUUUUCAGGCAGAAAGGAGGUUCAGAAUCUGCAAUAUCCGAUCUCCAGGUGCCGUCCCUCAGCCCCUCCUCACCCAGCUGGUCGUGGGACCGCGAGGAGGAUCGAAGGCGUCAGGAGAAGUGGCAGGAAGAACAGGAGCGCCUCCUACAGGAGCAGUACCGCCGGGAUCAGGAGAGGCUGCAGGCAGAGUGGCGGAGGGCGCAACAAGAUGCAAUAGGGGAAUUCAGGAAGUCGGGGAACACCUUUGAGACGGCCAAUGGAGGCGAGAGCCUCGUCAGCGCCCAGCUCCAUGUGACUGGAAUGAAAACCAGAGACGAAGAGCAGAGGCCUGACAGUGAUGGGUUUAAAGAGGCAGGGUCGAAACCUCAGAGUAAAGCCCAGGGAGCACAGAACGACAAGCGUGCAGAACCAGCCUGGGCAAAGUCCUUGUCUACCCCAGCAUUAGGUGGCCCCCACAAACAGAUAAGAGGUGACGAGAGGAAAAGAAAAGGACAGUCUGCGUCUAAGGUUGAGCAAGAAAGGCAGCAGAUUUUGGAGGAGAUGAAGAAAAGGACUCAGCUCCUGACCGACAACAGCUGGAUCCGCCAGCGCAGCAGCAGCUUUUACAAGGAACCCAUCUACGUCGGGGCUCCCUUGAAGAGGUUCGAGUCUCUGGACAACCUGGAUACUUUGCGUCAGUCCCCACUCCCUACGUUCAGCUACCCUCGCCCACACUCAGCUGCUGCAGGUUACUACGUUCCGAGCAGGAACUCCUCCUCCCGCUACAGCACUGGAUCAAUGUCAUCCCAGAGACAUGCAUCCAUGGACCCCUCUCUUCACGGCAGGAUGGUCAGUGGCAGGAGGACUUGCUGUGUGUGUGAGCGUGUCCUGGGUAGUGGGGCAGCCAUGGUCAUUGAGGCCCUUAGUCUCUGCUUCCACCUCGCCUGUUUCCAGUGCGUGGGCUGCCACCGACAUCUCGGAGGAACUGAGCUUGGAGUCCAGGUUCGAAUCCGAGAUGGGAAGCCGUACUGCAAGCCCUGCUAUUUCCAACUCAAGUCCACUGGUGCCCCCUCCAUGUGACCAGCACGCCGUACUGCAGAUUAUAGAGUAAGCAGCCGACUCACUGCUGGAUAAGAAUACGAGCACAGUGGAAACAUCGCCCACGCAGCCAACUUCUGAGUCCAACAUUAAUUGCUGGUAAACCUGUAAACUCUAUGAUUGGAUGUAAAAUCAGAGUAGACUCUUGAUGGCUGUUUUUUAAUCAAAUACGGUUAAUAUGGUACUUAAUUUGUCUGUCCUUUUUCCUGCUAGUUUGUUUCCAAGAAGAUUUAGAUUUAAUAUAUUAAAUAAAGUAAUGAUGCUGAAUUUAAUACUUCUAUUUUAUUGUUAGUGUUGCUUGUGUUAUAUUUGGAAUUUGCCCAGUCGUGCAUUAAAGAUAUCAGAUAUUUCCUGUUCAUGUAGCACAUUUUAGCUUGUACUGAAGCACUGUCUGUUCUACUGUAAUAUCACCGAGUGCACUUUGGGGUAAAUGUGUGGUAAAUAUGCAACGCAGCUGUUUCUCACAUGAAAAUGGAUAUCAUAACUGAGAUCUUUGUAAAUAAAGUGCACUGAACAGUAUCUGUAAGGGUUUUUAUUUGCUAUUCAUUACUGUACCACAUGGUGGCAUCAUUGGUCUCAUUAGUAAAACAAAUGUCAGUCUCAUACAGUAGGUAGAAAUGUCAUUAUUGGAAUAUCUCCAAUUUAUUUGAGACUACCAGAGACUAUUUGAGCAGUGACAUAUUUAGUUUUUGGUGUGUAGAGAUUAAUAUUUUACAGUUUUUGACACUGAAACUAAAGUACAGGUACUUGCCAGCAUGUUACUGAAUUAAUAAAUGACAGCAAUGACAUCUAGUAAUCAGGAUCUGUUUCCUAAAGAAGAAUCAACAGCAGCUACAAAGAUGCAGCGCAUUUUACAUGAGAUGUUUUUAUGCCGUUGAAAUUAAGCUGCACAGAUAGACUAAACAACUAUUUAAAUGUCACCGAAUCUACCUGCCCUCAUUAGUGAGAGUGUGCAACCUUGAGUUAAUCUUCCAAUCUGUUGCAACAACAUUUCAUCAGUGUAAUGCAUCAGCAUUGCUGAGGAAGCGAUGAGUUCGAGAGACUGCUUGUUUGCUCUUGUGUGAGUGAGAAAUAUGGGUCAGAAAUUGCAAGUUAACCUGUAAAGUCAACCAGCACAGACUGUAGAUUUUCUCGUGUUUAUCUCCUAGGUUUCCAGCCUUUUAAUGCUAAUUCAUUCUGAUUCCUCACUUGUGCCACCAAUAAAC
Molecule: messenger RNA, 5319 nt
Organism: Chelmon rostratus (copperband butterflyfish)
Lineage: Eukaryota; Metazoa; Chordata; Actinopteri; Chaetodontiformes; Chaetodontidae
Gene: lmo7b
Product: LIM domain 7b
Exons: 30
Coding region: 158-4096 (1312 amino acids)
Biological process (GO): regulation of signaling; regulation of cell adhesion
Molecular function (GO): protein binding
Source: RefSeq, a predicted model, not a curated record